Messenger RNA from Metarhizium acridum CQMa 102, 408 nucleotides. RefSeq names its product 60S ribosomal protein eL27. NCBI's taxonomy places the organism in Eukaryota, Fungi, Ascomycota, Sordariomycetes, Hypocreales, Clavicipitaceae. Gene Ontology annotation, cellular component: ribosome; cytosolic large ribosomal subunit. The record is from RefSeq and is a predicted model, not a curated record. Gene Ontology annotation, molecular function: structural constituent of ribosome. Gene Ontology annotation, biological process: translation.
AUGAAGUUCCUCAAGGUCGGCCGAGUCGCCAUCAUCACCCGCGGCCGAUAUGCCGGCAAGAAGGUCGUCAUCAUCCAGCCCGUCGACAACGGCAACAAGCCUCACCCCUUCGGCCACGCCGUCGUCGCCGGCAUCGAGCGCUACCCCUCCAAGAUCACGCGCCGCAUGUCCAAGACCCGCCAGGAGAAGCGAUCCAAGAUCAAGCCCUUCAUCAAGGUCAUCAACUACAACCACCUGAUGCCCACGCGAUACACCCUCGAGCUGGAGGGUCUCAAGGGCGCCAUCUCCGGCGAGACCUUCAAGGAGGUUUCCCAGCGCGAGGAUGCAAAGAAGACGGUCAAGACUGUGUUGGAGGAUCGCUACAAAAGCGGCAAGAACCGCUGGUUCUUUACCCCUCUGCGAUUUUAA